Laccaria bicolor S238N-H82 is the source of this 1959-nucleotide messenger RNA. RefSeq lists its product as uncharacterized. The record is from RefSeq and is a predicted model, not a curated record. The transcript has 9 exons. Bases 1 to 1959 code for a protein of 652 amino acids. Lineage: Eukaryota; Fungi; Basidiomycota; Agaricomycetes; Agaricales; Hydnangiaceae.
AUGGUUGAGUUCCCAUCCAGGGUUGGCUCAUCAAAGGUAGACACUAAGGGACCCAAAGCGGAGGGUUCCCAAGCGACUGGUGGCGAGGAUAAUCCUAGGAAACGCUCUCGAUUCGGUUCUAUUGGGAAUUCUCCAGAUAAGCCAAUCAAUGUUGAUGAGUUUCUCUCAAUGUUUGAACCUGCAAUACUGCACGAUUAUGGCAAGGACGAAGAGAUUUCUCUUAGUAAAGAAGAAGCUCCUCCCAUUGUCUGUGACCGGUCAUUCACAGUUUACGAUAUUGAUGGCAAUCCUCAUGAAUUCAUGCCAGAAUUCCAUCAUGGUGUCUUCAAUGACCGGUUCCAAGAGUUUAUGGAUCUUGUUUAUGAUGGUUACAUUGAGGGUCAUCCUCCUCACAUCGUGGAUCCGCAAAAAUCUUGUCUGGCAAAAUUGCAUCAUCAAGACUUUUCGACCAUGUCUGCCUCAGACAUCCAGAACAAAAUGUGCCAUAAACAGGUCGUCGUCACUGGGCUCCCCUUCAAUGAAAAGAUGCAGUUUGAUGCCAAAGGCCUUCGCACCCUUGUUGGUUCCAUGACUGCACAGAUCUCCAUUACCGACUUCUCAGUCAUCAACCCAGGGACCGACUGUGUUCCCUCUGUUGUCAGUGGCUAUGUUAACGACCUUCUUGAGAAUGCCUCAAGCACCGGCAAGAUUUUGAACGGACUUGACCUCCCCAUGUGGUCUUCCUAUCAUCCUUCAAACAAUUAUGAAACAGAUGCUGUUGCAUGGAAUGUUACCCGUGGGACCCACAGAAUUCCACUUCAUGGACCCUUCCCAACCCAGGACCGUGAAUGGGGUAUUGCCGGUCUUAAGCAUGUUCUCACUUUUCUCCACAUUGACUGCGAUGGACCACAAGAUUUGAAAAAACUCUCUUCAAUUGACUUCUACAUGGAUGAAGAUGGUUUUUCUCUCUCUGGGAAGCCCAAGGAUAUCAAGUAUGACUUUGAGGCUGUUGUUCUUUGGCCUGGUGAUGAACUUCAUAUGCUGCCCAAUUCUGCACAUUGGGUAUAUGGCAUAGAUGAUGUGGUUGCACAGGGCGGUCAUUACUAUUCCUCGUAUCUUAUGCAGGAGACUCUGCAAGGCAUUGUACAUGCCUUUGUUCUCAACAAGUUUUUAACAAACACGGAGCAUAUUCCCUCUCGUCACCUAUUGCGGAGGAUCCUGAUCUUCUACCAAGUUGGCCUCAUUGAGGGUGGCAUCUCUGAAGACGAUCCUGCAUCAGUUCAUCUACCUAACGUCGAGACGAUGGAGGGCAUGCUCAAUAUCAUCUGUCUUGCAGUCCUGAUUAUUCUUGGCAAUGUUCUAGAUUUCAGGACUUACAGCACUCCAAAUCAAGGGGAAGAUGAUGAAGCCUCUCCUACCCAAAGAACAUUGAUGGACACUGGUGACAUCAAUGCCAUACCCAACAAUGAAAGAAUCGCGUAUUGCUAUGCACGUGGCGUGGCUUUACACAUCCUCAAGUGGCUCCGUUCAUGUGCCACUUUCACUGGCCCACCAGAUGGUCUUGCCGACGAUCUGAUAUCUCUUUUUUUUGUUCAGAUUUUGGCUAGUCUAUCAGACUACAAAAGCCUUGCUGAAGCAAAGAGUUAUGGUGGAGUCCCCCAUUGCACCUCCCAUUUGCUCAGUAAACAGAUUGCCAACAUUCUUGAGGUAGAUCCGAUUCUGAAGGCUGCAUGGGCAUAUAAAGAACGUGUUCCUUCAUGCUCUCUAGCUCUUGAGGAGAAGGAGAAGUACAAUGUUGAAUGGCAGUGUGAAUGGGAACCCACGUUGUGGAGAGCCCCAUCUGUUGAUUUUGCUCUUGCAGGGCAGACUCCAUUUGAUAUCAAGUACUUUCAGGCCACUAAGCUGCGGAUUAACUCUGAGAACGCCAACAUGAUUGUUGAUGUUGUCAAACCUCCACGCAAGAAAGCAAAAGUGGAAUAA